Capsella rubella is the source of this 1176-nucleotide messenger RNA. RefSeq lists its product as uncharacterized. The record is from RefSeq and is a predicted model, not a curated record. Lineage: Eukaryota; Viridiplantae; Streptophyta; Magnoliopsida; Brassicales; Brassicaceae. Bases 93 to 1022 code for a protein of 309 amino acids. The transcript has 4 exons.
CAAUAAAAAGGUUGAUAUUUUUGAUCCAAGAAAAAUAUAAAUUUGGACUCAUAGGCGUCGGUUAUGUAGAAGCCGUUAAAAAGAGAAAAAAGAUGUUCGCGCGAAGAGUCUCCUCUCUGUUCUCGAUCCUAACCAAAAGAUCACAAAGUCGCUUGCUUUCGGAUUCAGCGACUUCUACUCAAAAUUGGGUAUUUACUGGGUUUCGCCACAACUCGCAAGCAACUCGAUCAUAUGCAAGUGGGAGAGGUAAAGACUACAAUCUAUUUGACAAUGUGAAACCUGGUGAUGAUGACUUUAGAAAAGCCUGGGAGAAAGAUAUGGGGGAUGAUGAUACUCUAUGGUCGGGAAGUGAGGACGAAGGCGAUGAUAAUACAAAACAAGCAAGUGGAAAAACCCGCCUUGAAAAAGAGAUCAAGAAAGCUAGACAAGAAGCUAAAGAUAGCUCUGAUCCAGUUGAUGCGGAUGAUAGUGAUGAACUAUACAGUGUUUGGUCAGGAAGUGAUGAGGAAAAAACUUUGUGGACUGGCGAUGAAGGUGAUGAUGACGACGAUAUUCCAACAGAGCCACGCCCGAACGAGGCAUCUGAUAAAUACUUAGAUAAGCUGUUUGAGUUUGAAGAGAAACCAAAGUACAGGACAAUCUCUGAGUUGUUGAAAUCUGAGAAUGAACCUGAGGAGCUUUCACCGGGUAAACAGGCGAGGAAGCUUGCUGUUGAGAACGCGCUGAAGAAACUGAACAAAGGGCCUGAUGGACGCUACACAAACGUGUGGGAAGUAAUGAGUGAUGUCGACAUUCUGAUUGGAGCGUUCGAGAACAUUAUCUCAGGACCUGAAUAUGAAGAGCUAAGAAAAGGUGGACCCAAGAGACUGAACAUGCAGUUCUUCAAGGAUAUACAAACUCGAAUGAGAGAUCCAAACUUCAAAUUCACCCCUGAAAUAAAGUUGAAGCCAAAGAGUAAACUAGUGCCUAGGAAGAAAUGGCAGAAGUCACAAUCCAGAAUAAGGAAGGCGAAGAAGCGGUAAAAGCUUCUUGCUUGCUCAAAGGAUCUAGAUAGAUUAAUAGGUUUAAAGCAAUGCUUAUAGAGAACACCAAAAAGCAUCAACGAUAAUGACUGGAGUCUUAUGGCUGUUUCAUUGUAAUGCGGUACCGUGAUGAAACAGCUUUCCUUUGCCGUGA